Molecule: messenger RNA, 426 nt
Organism: Gamsiella multidivaricata
Lineage: Eukaryota; Fungi; Mortierellomycota; Mortierellomycetes; Mortierellales; Mortierellaceae
Exons: 1
Coding region: 152-409 (85 amino acids)
Source: RefSeq, a predicted model, not a curated record
UGUAAGAAAGGUAGAGUAAAGAGUGCGGGGCGGAGGUGUGGGUGUGAAGCUGUGAAGAAGAGAAAAGAAGAAAAAGAAGGACAAGAAAAGGAGAGGAUAAAAGAGAUGAUGAUGAUGAUGAGAGUGAUGAUGACUGUUGGAGGGAAGGGGUAUGGGUGCUGAUGAACCUGGACCAACCAGCGGACGACUUCCCUUUGGCCAGUUCCCGCUGCCCCCUUCAACAGCACACUGCACCGCACCGCACGAAAAAUGCCCACAUGUGCCGAGAAAGAAGAGUACGUGCCUCCCUGACUGGCUGACUAGCUCAAGGCGCCCCAAUUGGCCAGUACACGCAACAGACACACGUCCGUCCGCCCGUAUGCCCAUACGCAUGGGGCACGGCGACCGAAACCAUGUCCCAGGGCUAUGAUAAUACACAUAAACAGC